AUGGUUAAAGAGAAAGGAUCGUUCAACGCAGCAGCUUCAAUGGAAAUCAGUGCAACUGCUAAACUUGAAUACACAAAGACUCCUUCCGAAGAUGUGACCGAGUUGAGUAUGACGGAAUCGAGACGGCAAUCGAAUGUUGGUCAAUUCCAUGAAUCCAAGGAAGAAGAGUUUGUUGGUCUCUGGAAUACAGUGGCGAAGGGACAGAGUGCGUCAAUGAUUCUUCCUCAUAAACCACCAAUUGAUACUGCUUCGAUCAAAGCAAAAGCUGCGAGAGAAAAUUCAAUUGAGAUGACUGGAAGUCUUCAGAAGUCACCAUCAGCUGACGCUUUAGGAGUGAUGACUCAAAAAGUCAAAAUGGGAGCUGAUAGCAAAUUUGGUAUUGCUCAAGGAGCUGCAGAUACAACUUUAACAUUAUCUGACCAGACAGGAGCAACCAGCCAUAAUAUCAACAUCUCCAACACUGGAACAGCUAUCGGAACAGUCAAUCAAUUCUCCAACAAAGAAACUGGAGUUGGCUUUGGAGCCUCAUGUUUGGUUCCUCCAAACCCAGAAUUUGCCGAAAUUGAGUUCACUGAAAAGGUUGUACCAAUCACUCAGGCUAGUUUGAGCAAAUUAGCUGCUGGAGAUUCUGUUGCUGCUGUCGAAUCGAAGAUUUUUGGAACCGGAGAAACAGAAGCAGAUUCUUCUCUACUCACGAAAGUUGCUUCCACGGAGACAAUUGGAAAGACACUUCAAGCUUCUAAAGAUUCUGUUGUUACCCUCGAAGCCAAACAAUCUCGUGAUGCAGUGUCAGAUGAAAAGAGUGAUUUGAAUCUGAAGACUGCCAAUUUGGAGAGCCAGAUGUUGAAACUUGCAGAGACUAAAGAAGAAGAGAGUGGAGUGUUCAUUCGUUCUAGUCAUGAAUAUGAGGAAACUCAAAAGACUUUGAGACAUCGUAGUACAUCCCGUGAAUCAGCUAGUCGUACUGUAACAGCCCCGACAAGUCAAGAAGUAUUAGUGAACUUUGACAGAAAAGUUGAAGAGUCAGUUGCUGAGGGCUCUUUGAGCAUAGGAAUUGUGAGAGAGUCGUCGCAAAGUGAAGUCUUGAAACACACCGAACGGACAAGUGACUUGACAAAAUCGUUUAUGAGUGAAGAAGUUGCAGGUGUAAGAGCUGUCAGCGAAACGAGAGCUGAAGAAUUCAGAGGUCGUCAACAAGGAGAUGUUGAAGUUCAGACUGGAGCUGCAAUGGGAAGAAUUGAAGCGCCGAGACCUCAAAGAGAAGAAACUGAAACCACUCAAAAACUGAAGAGAACUUUGAGUGUUGAGAGAAAUGCUAAAGCGAUUGAAACUGCUGAAUCUCAGAUGACUGCGAAUAUUCAGAAGAGAGAAGAUUCACUCACUUCUGAAUAUUCUACAAGAGAUAAUCUACUUCUGAAAUCAUCUAGUGUCAGUCAUGUGGCAAUUCAACAAAUGACAGAACAUCUUGUGAUGAGAAGCAAGAGUGAACACCAUAUUACUGAGAAGCUCCAAGAGAUUCUAUGUGAGAAAGAAUCAUUCAGUUCUCAGGAGUUUAUCACUGAGAACCAGGGUAUUCAUACUCAUUGGGAUGUUAUUGAUAACAAUGGUGAAGCUCUCAUUUGCUGGAAGUCUGCUGAAAUUGAACAGAAAUCACUAGAUGCAAAACAAGUCACAGAAUCGACUGCUGGAACAACACUCGACUUAUCUGUCCGAUUACCUGGUGGAAAGGACGAAGAGAAAAUCGCAGAGCACGUCGUAGUCGGAAUCAGUGAAGCUUUGAGUGUUUCUGAGACAAGAGCUGACAUGGAAAUGACGAGACAAGACGCAUUUUCUGAUGAUGCUACUUAUGUUGCUUCCGAUAUUCUUGAAGAACACAGUCUAUCAACUGUUCAUGAAUUUGGAGAAUCAGAAGCAUCAACUACUUUUGGAAUUGGAAAACUUGUGUCCAAAAAACCAGAAAAGGAAGAAGUUGGACGCAGUUUCUCAGAAACUCGAAAGGCUUCUCAAUUCUCUGAUGUUGCUGCUAUCUCUGAACUCACAACUGAAAUGGAUAGUGAGAUUUUACGUCUGCCGGAAUGUGAUCAGAGUGUGAAGUUGCUGACUUCAAAGACAGAACAGAAAGACUCUAAAGAUCUGAAAGCAACUAUUGAGACUUCGGCAGGAAAAGAUGUUAGCCUGGAAAAAAGAGAUGAUCGCGAACAGUCGAUUGAUGUCAAAAAAGUUGACAAGAGAAGCAUUGCCGAUGGAAAAAGACUUUCUGAGCCACGAAACGAAAAUGCUUUGUCCAAAUACACUUCUGAAAUUGUUGAUCUUGAAGAGAAAAAAAUAGUUCCAUUGACGAGAACUGAUUCGGCCAGUAUGAUUCUGAAAGCACCCCAAACUAAUCGAACUGAUCGUGAAAUCAGUAUUGAUCGAGGAGAAGCUAACCGAAUGGCAUCGAAAAACAUCAUGCAACGUGGAAUGUCACGUGCAUCCGAAGAACGUCGAUUCCAGAUUCAGAUGACAAAAUCGGAGAAGAUGUUGAAGCGUGAAGAUAGUUUCGAUGAAUCAGAGUUUGUCACUUCUGUAUCUUUGAGAGAUGAAGUCACGUCUGGAACAUUCCAUGAAUAUGGGGAUGCAAGUGUAGAAGUAUGCACUUUAUUCGGUAAAAUUGUUCAGAAGAAGUUUGAAGUUGAAGACUUUGAAGAAGUUCUCCCAAUGAUUCGAAGAUGGGCAGAAGUUCUCAGUAUGAAAGCUUCGACAAGUGUUGAUAUUCAGGCUGAUAACUCAAUCUCCAAACCAGAUUCUCAAGCAGAAAGCAGAAAGAACUUGAGAACUGCAAACGUUGAAAAUCAUCGAAUCAAUGUGAAUGCAAUUCAAGAAGAGGUCAUGGAUUCUACAACUGCUUUCCAAUGUAAAAAGACUGGAGAAGACGUUGCAUCGAUUCGACUUCGUGAUAAAUCAAGAGAACGAGUUGAGAAGAAAUAUCAAGAGAAUCAAUGGAAUCUAUUGUCUACAAGUGCCGAAUGGGAAACUCUUUUGAAUGAUUUGGAAGAAUCUGUUACAAUCGCUCAGAGUGUUCAAGAUUCAAUGGCAUUUUCAGCAAAAGCUUCAGCUACAGUCAACUUGAACAGCGAAACAUUGAUCAAGAAAACAGAAUCUGCUUUCGGAAUUCAAAAGUCAAUUUCUCAAUCGAAUGUUGACAAGACGGUUGGACAAUUUAGCAGUGCUAAUGUUGAAAAUGAACUGCUGGUGACCAAGCUUGGAAUGGAUUUGGAAGAAAUUGAAAAGCUUGUUGAUGAGAUUAAUAGAGAACAAGCCGUUGGAGGAAGAAUAAGAGAAUUCGGAAAAUCAGAAACUGGCGGAGGAAUUUAUUUGGUGAGAAGAGCACUACCAAAGGUGAAAGAGACCUCAACUCAUACUGUUACCGUUGCCACAAGUUUCCGUCAAAUCUUUUCAACGAUGAGUGCUGGAGAUGAAAUAAGUGAAGCAAAUGUUGAACUGACUAUUCCAAGUUCUUCAGUUGGGGCCGAAUUCCAAAGUACUGUAGCUCGAAGUGAUUCGAUGACAUUUACAACAAGUCAUGCUUCUGAAUAUACCGCAAGUACUGUUGCUGAUUAUGCAAGAGAUAUUGCAGUAUCUGCAUCCACAGCUGCCAGGAAAAAGGCAAUUCCAGUUGAGAGAUCCAGUCAAAAAUUGAAAGAAGUUGGUUCUGAUGGAAUUGAAAUUCUUUCUCUGUGGGAAGGAAUCGAGACAGAUUUGGAUGCAAGCACUCAACUUGUUGAUCUACUUCGUGUCAAAUCAUCGUUGCAAACAAUUGAAUCAAGUGAAGAAGUUGAAAGAAUCAAUCAGUUUUUGGAAAUGCCAGAAGAAAAAGGAUUAGUGAUUCAUUUGAUUAACAUUCAAAAUAAGGAGAUUUGCGAGAGAAACUUCUCAGUUUCAAUCUGCUCUUUGGAUACUGCUCUCUCUAGGAAAUUUGAGAUACCAUCAUCAUAUUCUGUGAGCAAAGUGUUGACCGAUAAACGUGUACUUCGUGAGAUUUGGAGAGUGAUAGAGAGUGGCGACGUGCGUUUCAACGCCGUCAUUAAUUUGCAUAGAUACAGUCUAUCGAAACCGACAUUGGCACAAGAGACCGUGCUUAGAGAUGUUGUUCGAAUUGCAGCACAACCAUUGUUUAUAUCAGCAGGAGACAUUGAAAGUGACGUCGUUUGGAGUACACAUCAAUUGGAGAAAGCUGCAGUGAGAGAGGAAACGAAUCAAACAAUUAUUGGAGCAAGGAAAGGAGAAAAUAUCAAGAAGAAGUUGGAAGAAUCUGGAGAUGAAAAAGUGAAACUGAAAGUGGAAUUGAUCGGAGGAAAUCAGCCGAAUGAGUUCUGUGAGAAGACAUGGAAUAUCCCAAGACUUGGAGACAAAGUCAAGUUGGAUGCAGAAGAAUUUGAAUUUGAUGAAUGCUUGUUUUACGGACAAAUCAAUUGCAAACAGACUCACUUUGAAGACAAAGAUAUCGUCAUCAAUAUUCCACGUGUCACUUCUCUUCAACUAACAACAUUGGCAUCCAAAGAAGAAACGAAAGAAGUUCAUGAAGCAUGGUCGAUUCCAGAUCAGUUCGAAGUUGCUGAUAGACUAAUUAUCAUUUCGAAUAUUGGAGAACCAACAUACAUGAGAACAAAAGAAUCAACGGAAGAAAUCGUUGGUGUUGGAAUCGCUUACAAUGUUCCAGAGGAGAACUUGAUCACUUCCAUUAAAAUCAAGGACAAGGCGUCUGGAGGUAGCUAUGACUUAACUACGAAAGCUGCUGGAGAUGAAUACAAAGCUAUCAGUUCUUCACUUUCAAGAACUCAAGAUGUCGAGAAAGUCAAAGGAAAAAUGGUUCAAAAAGUUAUUGCAAAAGAAGAAAUCCGUGUUCUCGAAACAACUACAGAAUCGGUCAAUGCUAACUUCAAUUAUGAAAUUCCAGAGGAUAAUGUGAAGAUUGGAGUUACAAAAACAUGUGCAAAUAAUGCUGCUCCAUUCACUAUUCGCCUUCAUGAAUGUCUUGAUUUCUAUGUGAAGAUGUUCUACAAUAUGAACAAGAAAGAUGACUUUGAAUCUCUUAUUAAGACGAUUAUAAUUUCUAAUGGAAUGGAACCAAAAACUUUGUCAUGCAUGGCUGCAGAGUUGGUUGAAGCAACAAGAAAUCCAGAAUUCAAUCGUCCAUCUGAGUUCAGUGACUUGGAGAAGACUGUCAUCGACUUUAACAAAAUCGAAGGAACUUCUUUGAACACUUUCGAACCAACCACUGUGAAGAUAACACUUUCAACUGUUCUCAAUCGAGAAAACGAAUAUUUCCGUACCGAACACAUCGUCAAAGACAAAAAUCGUGGAGCAAGUCUGAAAUUCCGAUUCAUUGAAUCCCGCGAGGAGAAGCAAACAAUAUUUAUUGCAUUCGAAGUAGAUGCUGAAAAUGAGAAAAUCGAACGAACGAUUGAUUUGGUUCGUCAAGGAGGACACUAUAAAUUGUCCACUGACGCAGCCGAAGAUAACGAAAUCACUUUGCACCGCGAUAUAUCGAAAUCGCUUAUCACUCAUUACGACACUUUGCACCAAAUCACGCUUUCGAAUUCUGCACCUCACCAAAUGCUAAGCACCACUGGAGCAUCGCAAGAUCUUCAAAAUAUCUCAGUUCAACUGUCGAAACCGACAGAAUGGCUAUCCACUGAAUUGCUCAUUGUUGACAAGAACGUUGAACAACCUGUGACGUGGCGCGUGUUGGAGUGUGAAGAGUGUGUUGAAAACUUGCACCCGAUCUACCGUAGACCCGACGACAUUUUCGAUUUAGAUGAGACAUGGUACAUUGCGAGAAACGGUGGAAAGUUCGAACAACGAUGCAAGGCAAGUGGCGACGAGAAGGAAGUUCUCGAUCAGGAAAUCAGAAGCCGUGGAAUCAAAGAUGACGUCAUUGACAAGAAGUUUAUUGUUGGAAAUCAAGGAGAACCAACUUCAUUCAAUACGAUUCAAACAUCUUCAAUUGUUGCAUCUAUUUCUCAGGAUAUGAGUCGACUUGGAGAAAAGGAAACUGUGAAAAAGGUCCUUCGAAACUCCAACAAAGGAAUCAAUGUGGAGAAGAAGAUGAUUGAAGUAACAGAAACGCGAGAGACUAUCAGUGAACAAUUCAGAAGAAACGAUGAUUUCGAUAAGGCUGAUCUACUUAUCAAAGACCGUCGUUUGGGUGGAUGUUAUGAACUUUCAACAAAUGCUUCUGAACAAAGUUCAUCGAGUAUUUCAACUGCUUUGAUUUGUCCAAGACCAAGUCAUUUGUCGACUGAAAAGACAUUUAUCACUGCUCAGACUAUCAUUCCAGCUGUAUUGAAUUGUAAUGCUUCUGAAUCCAUCGGACAUACUGUCACAGAGCACUGGAACCGUCCAAAUGAUCAUUUCGCAAUCUCUAAGAUCAUCACUGAUUCCAACAAAGAAAAUGAGCAAUUCACGUUCCGAGAAGCUGGAGAAGAAUAUCACACAACGAACUGUUUCUAUUCCCGCGAACAAGAAGAGAAGAUCGUUGCAAAGACUUUGUUUGAAGCGAGACAAGGAAGUGGACAGACUUUCGAAACGAAACAUGCAACUGACCGAUCAAUGGAUGCUGUUCAGCAUUUAGAGAAAGAACGAUUGGCAGAAGCUCACGCUGAAAAGUUGUUCGUGAUUGGCAACACAUCUCAACCAGUAUCAUGGACUACGAGAGCUUCUUCUGAAAUGCAACAUAAUCAAGUAGUCACUUUGAAUCGACCAUCUCCAUAUCAUCAAGUAGAGAUCAUUCGACAGGGAGCAAAUCUUGGAAUUCCAACAUAUUUCAACGCUCGGGAAACAACAUCAAAGAUAGAGAAUGUGGCUACACAAUUGAGCAGAAAAGAAGAAAAAUUGGAGGUUGCAACAACUAAAACCACUCCAUUCUUGGCCGAACCUGUCGUUUUUGAUUCAAAUGCUUCGAAGUCUCAUUCAGUUUCUCUGGAUAAGAACUUCACUGCUCCAGGAGAGUCUGAACUCGAUGCUGUUGUUGUUAUUGUCGAUAAGAACACCGAACAACCACAAUUCUUCCGUUGUUCAUGUACGAAGGAAGCCUCAACUUCAGCCGCCGCUUCUCUUUCUGCUGGAUCCAAAUCUGAAAGUUGUAAACUUGUGCGUGUGUCUUCAAAUCUUGGUCAUCCGACUAGUCUAGUUUUGCGUGAAAGCAGCUCGGUGCAGGAGACCAACAAUGUGCACUAUCAGCGUGAUGAGCACCAUGAGCACAUUUCAGAGACCAAGCCGUGGCCGAGAGAUGGCGGAAUUUUCAAGUUGGAGACGAAAGCGAGUACAGCAAACGAAGUUCGGCUUGAUAAAGACUUGGAGAAGAAAUCAGACAGAGAGCUGGAAACUGAAAGGAAGACGAUAAUCCGAAACGAAGAAAAACCAGUUGAAAUAUUUGUGUCUGCAACGGAAGAAUCAGCUGCAGGUGUCAGUGCAAAUCUAUCAAGAGCCAAUCAAUAUGAGACAACAAAUAUCACACUGACAGCAGCUAACAAAGGAGAACCAGCUUAUUCAAGAGUCACAGAAACAACUGAACUCACUGAAACGAACAAUGUUCAACUUCGCCGAGAAGAAGAGCAUCAAGAUACUGAAAAGAUUGUUCAAAUUCCUGCUUCUGGAGGUUCAACACUUCUACGUGCUGGAUUUGCUGAUGAAAAGUUUGCUGAUAUUGAUGCGAACUUGGCCAGAGAUUCAGAAUUCCAAUCUACUCAAAUCAUCCGACAAAUUGGAAAUCAAGAUAAAACCAACUUAUCAAUCGGAGCCAGUCAAGAGACAUCUGUUAACUUUGAUGAGACAAUGAAGUGUAAUAAGAGUUCUUCCGAAGAAAUAUCCGUGACAAAAGUGGCUAAAAACAUCGAACCUCACGUUAUCUUCAGAAGUACAGAAGCGUCUGAUAUGGCAGUUGGUAUUCAUUACACUCUUCGAAGCAGUGACAAAGUGGAUGAAACAGAAGAAAUUAAGAAUGUUGCUCGAAAUGGAGGCUCGGCAACAUUCUCUUGUUUCGCAUCUGGAGAGGAAUCACCAGACAGUGUCAGUGCAUUCCUGACAAGACAACCACAAGAAGAAGCCACUGAGAAACUAUUCCCAACCCCAAUGUUAGAUUCUAUCAAAUUCAAUUCAACUGCUGCAGAAGAAUUUGCUGUCUGGAAUACAACAAGUUUCCGAAGAAAAGAUCAUGAAGAAGAGAUUGAAAAGGUGUUCAAUACUUCUGAAACGGGACAAAAUGAAUCUUUCACUUCAAAAGCAGCUGAAGAUAUUUCUAUCACUUUGGAUGCUGAUUUACAUUUUGGAGUCGGUUACAAAGAACACCGACAAAUUACGAAAGACGAAGCGAACCAGGGAGAAGGUACUGGAAUGCACUCUGGUGCAUCAGAAGAGACAAUCUUCAAUCUGGGUUACGAUUAUUGCAAACAACCAACCGAAUUCACAACUGUCUGUGUUACCGAAGACAAACUUCUCAUACAAGGAGCUUAUGGAUUCCGUGCGGCAAAAGAGGAAUCGAUCACUUUGGAUGCUGAUCUUCACUUUGGAGUCACUUACCGAGAUUUAUUAGCAAUGGGUCUGCAUGCAUCUAACAACGAAAUUGAAGGUACCGGAAUGCGUUCCACUGCAUCCGAAGAAACUGUAUUUAACCUGGCAUACGACUACUGCAAGCAACCCACUGAAUUCCGCACUCUAUUUAUCUCUGAAGACCAUCAAUUUGUUCACGGCGCGUUCGGUUUCCGAGCUGUCGGUGAAGAGCAUAUUGAGACACAAGUACUGGAACUUGAGGCCCGCAUGGUGGAGGUCAUGGUGGAGGGCAGUGUGCACAAUGUUGCUCGUAGGCAUGAAGAUGAACCAUUUGUAUUGUAUACAGAAGUUCUCGAGGAAACAAUUAUUCGUGUCGACGAGCAGCUUGAGAAGAAGACGACUGUCAUUGAGACCGAGCAGGCGUCUGAAGUCAAGAUGAGAGAGAAAGGAGAAGAACGUAGAAAGGAAGAGAAGAGAGUCAGUUUCGCCGCUGAAGUUCAAGAAAAGACCAUGGAAGCCAUCGAUAAGAGUCUUGGAUUGGAUACUUCCAUGGAGGUGGAACCAGCCUUCCAAAAGCCAUCAAUCAUCAAGAAGCCAAUGAAGAAGGAAAGAGAAAGACGUGGCAGAGAUCUUCGUCAGAAUGCCGCUCCUGCUUUCAAACCUGUUCGGCGGAACUCCCUUCUUCAAGCUCUUGCAAUCGGAAGUCCUCACAAUAUUCCUCACUUCAAAACUCUCGAUGAUAUCGUUAAGGCUAUCAAGCAUGCUGGUCUGGAAUAUUCCAACCUUAUUUUCGGAAUUGAUUACACCAAAUCCAACUUCUAUCAAGGAGAAAGAACAUUCGAUAAGAGACCACUUCACACAAUUGAUCCAGCUGAAAUGAACCCAUAUCAACAGGUUAUCCAAAUUGUCGGAAAAACUCUUUCCUCAUUCGAUGCUGAUGGACAAAUCCCUGCAUACGGAUUCGGAGAUGAGGAGUUCACUGAUCAAGGAAUUUUCAAUAUUGCGGACAGAUACGAUCUUGAUAAGGAUUGCAAUGGAUUCGAAGAAGUACUCAGAGUCUACAACGAAGUCACACCAUCCAUCGAAAUGAGCGGACCAACCAACUUUGUGCCACUGAUUGAUCGAGCGAUUGAAAUCUGCAAAGAGAAACACUCUUAUCACAUUUUGGUCAUUGUUGCUGACGGACAGGUCACCAACGAAAAGAUCAAUCAGAAGGCUAUUGCCGCCGCUUCCCACUAUCCAUUGAGUAUUAUUAUGGUUGGUGUUGGAGACGGUCCAUGGAACAUGAUGGGACGAUUCGAUGACAACAUUCCAAAGCGACUCUUCGACAAUUUCCAUUUCGUCGAUUUCCACAAGGUAAUGUUCAACGCUCCAAACGCCGAUGCUUCAUUCGCUUUGAAUGCACUCAUGGAAAUUCCGGAUCAAUACAAAGCUAUCAAAGAAUUGGGACUUUUGAAACACAGUCGUCGUAGCUAA
Messenger RNA from Caenorhabditis remanei, 10005 nucleotides. RefSeq lists its product as uncharacterized. The transcript is spliced from 10 exons. NCBI's taxonomy places the organism in Eukaryota, Metazoa, Nematoda, Chromadorea, Rhabditida, Rhabditidae. The coding region runs from base 1 to 10005 and encodes 3334 amino acids. The record is from RefSeq and is a predicted model, not a curated record.